Molecule: messenger RNA, 2375 nt
Organism: Marmota monax (woodchuck)
Lineage: Eukaryota; Metazoa; Chordata; Mammalia; Rodentia; Sciuridae
Gene: Gp9
Product: glycoprotein IX platelet
Exons: 2
Coding region: 1525-2058 (177 amino acids)
Molecular function (GO): protein binding
Source: RefSeq, a predicted model, not a curated record
AGUUUGGCUGAGGCUGGCCUCCACCUUGCGAUCCUCGUGCCUCAGCCUCCCGAGCCUCUGGGAUGACAGGCAUGGGGCACUGCACCUGACUUUGGCCUCUUUCUAGAAGGGCUCCCGUGGGAUUACUCAAAGGGUCUGCAACUCAUUAAAACAAAAUGUUUUCUGGGAAGUUCUAACGAAUGUCCCUCUCUGUCACCUUCUGGCAAAAACAUGCACUUGACCUUCCACGGCCCCAGGAACAACGAAAAGUACCCUGUAGUUCCACACUCUGGCCACCAGGGGGAGAGCGCGUUCCCCGGAUGGAAGAAGGGACAGGGGACUUCCAGUGACCUGCCAGCCCGGGAUCAGGCGCAGUGGGGGUCAGGGAGCUCCAGUGUAACGCAUUACAAUGUCCCCAGGCCCCUGGAAGUCGCCUGUGAUCUCAGAUCCCUACCUAAUACUUUUGAGUUCCCUUUUAAAAUUAUGGAGGAUUUUUCUGGGUUUUUUUUUUUUUGGGGGGGGGGUCCCAGGGAUGGAACCCAGGGUCACUGAACCCCGGAGCCCCGUCCCCAGCCCUUUUUUCUAUUUUAUUUAGAGACAGGGUCUCACUGAGUGGCUCAGGGCCUCGCUUUGGCGGAAGCUAGCCUCCACCCUGGGAUCCUCCUGCCUCAGCCUCCUGAGCCUCUGGGAGGACAGGCCCAGUCUAAAUCAUCUGGAGGUAUUUUUCAGAAGCGAAGUCAACUUGCUGUCACUUAACCAGAGACCCAGGGUCCCUGCCAUACAAGGAAAGAGACAUGACAGUUGGUCACAGAUAGGACAAGGACACUCUUCAUUUCUGACCAGAGCCAAUUGGUUCCUGAGCGCCCCAGGGGGACAAGGAGGGGUGAGAGGUCAAAGCACCCGUGCUGAGGUGCACAGGGACACGCUGGCGUCUCGCCUCACAAGUAGGGACCCUGCUUGAUCCUUUCAGUUACAGGAGACAAAAGUUCUACGAUGGCUUAGGAGGCUGAGGCAGGAGGAUCGCAAAUCGGAGGCCAGCCUCGUUUUAUUGAAACAAAGAGCCGUAACCUCCUCAAUGACCUCAAAAUCCUCGGCCAGUGGGAGCCUCCGGGGCCGAGCACCUGGAAGACGGAGCCGGCCAGGGACAGGGACAGGUGGGGGGUGUGGCUCCGUUUCGCGGAUGAGGAAAACUGAGUCACGGGAACAACCCGGAGUCUCUCAUCCCAGGGGCCACCUCCUCCAGGAGGCCUCCCCUCCUCCUGGGCCCAGUGGGGGGCCGUCUCUCUCUGGGGCAGGCCCAGCCCCUGAGGUCCUGGUGGUCAGUCCCCUGGGGUUCCCUUCCGUCCCCGGGCACAGGCCUAAGGUCCUGGGGCCACCUCCUCUGGUGGUGAGAGAUAAGCCGGGCUAUUUCCAUCCUUCCCUUCCUGUCACUCAAACAGCAGCCACUGUCCCCUCCUCCCCGGGCUUUGUUACCACAGCCUCCGCCAGGACAGCACAGGCCACAGAGGGGGCCCCGACCGAAGCCCACAGAGCCCGCCUGCUCUGAUGGCUGCCUGGGGCGUCCUUGUCCUGUGCUGGGCCCUGGCCGAGGCCACCCCCGACUGCCCUGUGCCCUGCACCUGCCGCAGCCUGCCAUCCAUGGGGCUGGUCGUGGACUGCCAGGCCCGGGGCCUGGGGACACUGCCCGCCCUGCCCGCCCGCACCCGCCACCUGCUGCUGUCCAACAACAGCCUGAGGUCAGUGUCCCCAGGGGCCCUGGACCACCUGCCGCAGCUGCAGACCCUGGAGGUGGCCGGCAACCCCUGGCACUGCGACUGCCACCUCACCUACCUGCGCCUCUGGCUGGAGGACCGCCUGCCCGAGGCCCUGGAGGACCUGCGCUGCGCCAGCCCGGACCUGGCCACCGGCCGUCCCCUGGGCCACCUGACCGGCUUCCAACUGGGCAGCUGUGGUUGGCACGUCCAGGACACCUGGGUCUACCCCGGGGUCUGGUGGGACGUGGCCCUGGGGGCUGUGGCCAUCCUGGGCCUGGUGCUCCUGGCUCGGCUGCUGUGCGUCUCCACGGAGCCCUGGCCCUAAAGUCCCCUGCAGACCGGGAGGCCAGGAGGCCAGGAGGCCGGGAGGCCGGGAGGCCGGGAGGCCUCAUCACCCCACAAUAAACUCGCUGCUGGGCUCUUUUCUGUCGAGUUCAGAGACUUGCUUUGCCUUCUGGUCACCUGAGUCUGGAUUCUUCUAGAAACUCAGGCUCCGAUACUGAGCGCCGUGGGUCCACGUCGGCCAUUCCAGCAGCUCGGGAGGCCGAGGCAGGAGGAUCGCAAGGUGGAGGCCAGCCUCAACCACUUAGUGAGACCCUAUCUCAAAAAAUUUAAAAAAAAUAAAAUAAAAAGGGCUGGGGA